Molecule: messenger RNA, 5578 nt
Organism: Colius striatus (speckled mousebird)
Lineage: Eukaryota; Metazoa; Chordata; Aves; Coliiformes; Coliidae
Gene: RPRD1A
Product: regulation of nuclear pre-mRNA domain containing 1A
Exons: 7
Coding region: 175-1110 (311 amino acids)
Biological process (GO): mRNA 3'-end processing
Cellular component (GO): RNA polymerase II, holoenzyme
Molecular function (GO): RNA polymerase II C-terminal domain binding
Source: RefSeq, a predicted model, not a curated record
UCGGCUGCCGCCAUUUUGUUAUCGUCGGCCUGCCGGGGCUCGCGGAAGUGGCCGCCGGUGGGACGGGAAGGGACGGGGCUCGCCCGGCUCCUCCCCCGCUGGGGCAGAGAGGCGGGGACUCAGCGCGGCGGAGCCGGGCAGGGCCGGUGAGGCUGAGCGCGGCCCGGCCCGGCUAUGUCGGCGUUCUCGGAGGCGGCGCUGGAGCGGAAGCUGUCGGAGCUGAGCAACUCGCAGCAGAGCGUGCAGACCCUGAGCCUGUGGCUCAUCCACCACCGCAAGCACUCGGCGCUCAUCGUCAGCGUGUGGGAGCGGGAGCUGCGAAAAGCAAAACCAAAUAGGAAGCUGACAUUCCUGUACUUGGCCAAUGAUGUCAUACAGAACAGCAAAAGGAAAGGACCAGAAUUUACAAAAGACUUUGCUCCAGUAAUAGUGGAAGCUUUUAAGCAUGUUUCAAGUGAGUCUGAUGAGAGUUGUAAGAAACACCUUGGCCGAGUGCUUUCUAUCUGGGAAGAAAGGUCUGUUUAUGAAAAUGAUGUAUUAGAACAGCUUAGGCAAGCUUUGUAUGGAGACAGAAAGGUGAGGAAGCGCACAUAUGAACAAAUAAAAGUUGAUGAAAAUAACUGUUCCCCUCGAAGUUCUCCCACUGACCCUCCACAGACCACAGAUCUCAUUAGAGCAUUACAAGAACUAGAAAACGCUGCCUCUGGGGAUGCAGCAGUUCAUCAGAGAAUAGCGUCUUUGCCUAUAGAGGUCCAAGAUGUGUCCCUGUUAGACAGAAUAACAGAUAAGGAAUCUGGAGAGCAACUUUCCAAAAUGGUAGAUGAUGCAUGUAUGUUGCUGGCGGAUUACAAUGGCAGGUUGGCAGCUGAAAUAGAUGAUAGAAAACAACUAACUCGAAUGUUGUCAGACUUUCUCCGAUGUCAAAAAGAAUUCCUUGCAGAGAAAGAACAUAAGCUGGAAGAGUACAAACGCAAGCUAGCCAGAGUGUCCCAAGUACGGAAAGAACUCAGGUCACGCAUCCAGAACCUGCCUGAUCUCUCUCGACUUCCCAACGUCACGGGCAGCCACGUACACCUACCAUUUGCAGGAGACAUCUACAGUGAUGACUGACUGCAGGAACAUCCUUCCAUAACCUCUACUGUUCUGUGAAAUGAAGGGUAGGUCAUACUGAGCGCUACACUUGUAAUAUUAUUUUUGUAUAUUGUUGGAGAGUGUCAGUAAAAGUACUCUAAUAAUUAAUUUAUAAAAAAUGGUUUAACAAGCUGAUUUAUUUACUAUUUUAUUGGCAAGUUAACAUAAGGGUACAUUUAUAAAAGUGGAAUCGGUGUCUAUUACAUUGAAGAAUGGAUAAUUAUCUUAUAUUUUGUAAAGAUUUUAGUUGGAUUCCCUGUAAAAAAACAUGCUAAGAUUUUUCUUAUGUACCCUAUAUUUAAUGCAGAUCAACAUAUAAUCAACACAUACUUCUAACUCGAGACUUUUCAGUUGCUAGUGAGGGAGUGAAAUAUGGAAAUUACAAGCUUAUGUUUGCAAAAGGUUGAUGCAAUUUAACUUGAAGGUAAAAGUGAUCUUGCUGUCCACUGCAUUUAAAUUACCCACCUCCAAAACAAGUCAGGUGCGUUUUUUUUGAAGGAAAUGUUGGUGACUUGUUUCUGUAUUUGAAAACAUAAGUCCUGUUAACACUGAGGAGAUCUGUAGUUUACUCAAAAUAUUAAACUAUUUUAGUGUAAUUCAAAAUUCAGCAUAAGAAACUAUACAGUAAUUAUGUUUGAAAAUGGUAACUUUUUUUUUUUUUACAGAUACUUGCUUUCUAAAUUGGGAGACCAUUAAUUUCUAUUCUAAUCCCUUUCUGGAACAUCUGUCUCCAUCUAAAAAAGGUUAAUCCCAGAAAUGUGAAGCCAUUUUAUGGCUUUCAUUAAAUUGAAAGGUCAGUCUCUAAAUGGUCACAAUUGUUAAAUGUCCAUUAUUAAAAUUAGACAAUGCUGUGUGCCAUCCAUACAUGCAGGAACACAAUGAUAUAGCCAUGCUGUGCAUCCUCUCAUACUGAGAAAUCACAGAGGCCAGGAUGGGCUUCCAGCCCCCUACCUCUACUGACUCCAGCAAAUGUUUCUAGGCCUUGGUCAUCUUUUCUCACAGAACAAGAGGAGACAGUUCAGCACUGUGUAUAAGUCAAACAGUAGAAAAUUACUACCAAGUGCCUGUUUUUUAAAAAGUCCUUUGCAUGGCACAAUGUGGAAUUUGCCUACAGGUAGUCGAAUUUGUAAUAGGUUCCCAUACUGUGUACCAGCUUUUAAGUUCAAUUAAAAACUUAAAGAUGUAGACUGGUAUCUAGCAGAUUGCCAAUCGGAAUUAGGCAAAUAACUGUUGAGGAGUUAUUUUUAUAAAAAUACCUACAUGUACCUUGGGCAUUUAGAUGACCUUAAAAACCUGGGCUGCGAGUGUUUGAGUUGGGUGCACCGUCAGAGUAUUUAAUGAAUGCAUUUUGUUCAUGGGUUUGCAUUUGUCAGGCAUUCUUUUGCAUCAGUUAAGUACACAGUUCAAAGAUUUAACACUUCUUCUCACAUGAAAGCAAAUUUUGCUAGAAAAGUCUAUUCUUCCUUUUCAAAAACCACAACAAUUCAAAAUAGUCCCGGAGUUAAAUUGUUGGAAAUAGUGAUGGUUAUUGACUUAUACAGGGCUGGUUGCUAGAAUACUUGUUGGAUGUGAAUGAAGAAUAAUGUCUCUUUAAAGCAGAUAUACUUGAAAAUAAGCACCUCAGUCCAAUUAUCUUUUGUCAUGGAACUUGCCAUGAAUUAAACCUCAGUUAAGUAGGGGGAAAAAACCCUCAAAAGAUAAAAAUACAAUCUGUCGACAUAACAUUCCAUAGCAUGCAAUGUAGGAUACAAAUUUCAUCAAAAAUUCUGAAUGACAGAUAGGAAUGAUGAAAACAAUUUAUCAGAGAUCACUGUCUGUCCAAAGGUUUGUAAGUGUGUAAGAGUGGCAGUUUUCCAUUCCAUAGGAAAAAAAAAGCUAAGUAUGAUGAGUCCAGGGGAGCCUUUCAUUAGUUUAAUAUGCAAAAUUAACUAACACUUACUGGCAUUUUUUCAGCACAGAUUCUUGAUAGGAAAAUGAAUGUUCAGGUGCAAUGUUAAUCUUUUAAAUAUUUCUGUUCUAGUAUAUUAAACAGCUCAUAAAUUCUUACGUAUAUGUGCAUUACAGUUGCAAUGAAAGCUCAGUCUUGCUUUUAUCAGCAAAUUUGUGAUAAAUAUUAAAGCAGCUUAAGAAUUACUAAGAAUUACAAAACAAAUCAUAAAUAAAAAAGGAUAAAUAGUGCAUUUGAAGUAGAAUCUCAUCCAUGGAAAAUUUUAUUUGUACACAGAGGUGGUAAUAAAUGCAGUGGCAUGGCUUGUUUAGAGUGCAUUGAAGGACCUGAGUCUUGGGUACUCAAAACCAUAGGGAAUUAAAUAUUUUUUUGCUACCUUAAUUAAAAAAAGUUGUAAUAAUAAUGAGUUUCCUUGAUCUCUUCAAGGUAUUAACAAAGACACAACACUUACUUCACUGGACUUCUUUUUCCUGUUCAUAAUUCUGCUUAUCUACAGGUAGUGUAGAACUGAUAAAAUGAUGAGGAAAAAAAUCUCAGCUUCUUCUUGAUGUAUAUAAGUUUUAAUUUUGAGAGAGUGCUAUUUUCUGGAUAUAUUUUUCUUUAUUUUUCUGUGCAAUUGUUCACUUCAAGGAAUAUUUCAUAGCUGGGUUUUUGGAAAUGAUCCCUCAACAUUUGUUUGGAAAAGAGGACUUGUGGUAGGUAAAGGACUCUCUUACAGCAAGUGUCAUAUAAUUAGUGGCCGAACGAUACGUUGUUUUAUAUUUAUAUGGGAAAGGCAUCAGGUAUCAAUUAGUCAGAAAAUUUGUAUUGUAACUGUCAUAGUAUAGCAGGAGAUAACAUGGUAUGAUACAAAUGGAGCCCUCUAAGUAUGAAAAAUACCUCCAAAUUCUCAGGUUCCAAAGCUUAACAUGUGUACUUCUGACAUCUCAGGAAGAAAAGAGGCUGGGUGGGGAAAAGAAGGGUGCUGAGGAGCUGAAAGGGAGAUCCUGCCUGGGUGGAAAUGGAAAGCAAAACAAAUGUCAGCUUAUUUCAAAACAGAAAUAACAGUGUGGAACUGGGCCACACAAUGUUUUAGCCCUAAAUGGGAUUAUACAGAACUACUUGUACUACGUGUUGCUACCCAGGAAAAGGAAAUGUGUGGGUGUACCCUGCCUGUCUCUUCUACAUGGUCUGAUUCUACUCAAACCAGAAUGCCCACCCUACAAAAGGCACAAUUAUAAAAUAUCUGAACAGUAUUAAUCUAAUAAUAAAAACAUAACAGUUACAUUAUUUGCUUCACUAGAUUGCACUUUUAUCAAGCAGUGUCUGAAAAAAGUAAUGGAAUUCCUGCAGCCCUUUGCCAUAGGAGAAUGCAUACCAUGGAGGUCACUGGGACUGCUUGUAUAUUCUUGUGUUUGCAGGUUCAAGCUGUGUUUCUGCAGAAUGCUUUAAAAUAUAUCAGUAAUAUUACUCCACUUCUGUGGUUUUAAAAACAAAUGUGAAGUCCUUAGUUACAAAAAUUACCAUUCUUAGAAAAUGUUUGCUUUUGAAAAUUAAGCUACAGCCUGCGGCAACAUUAGCUUGUCUGUGUCACUCCUCUGUUGAUGUUUGUAUUAAUAUAUUAAAACAGCUCAGUUAAUCCCUAACAACACAAGCCAAACUACAUGCUUAUUAUGUACUUUAUCAGAGUAGUCGUCUGAAUGUUGAACUGGCAGCUUUCAUGAUGAUAAAAUUUCCUUCCUGCUUACCUCAAGUUUAAAAAGACGACGUGUUAGGACUUCUACAGGCUAAUAGUGCUUUCACAAGUCAGCGGUAACUCAGUUUGGUACUUCCAAGCAUGACUCAAAAUACAAAGAUAGGAUGCAGUAGCCUCGUAUACAAAUGACUUUGGAAGGUGUGGACAUUGUACACAGGCUUGAUUAGCUCUUAACAGAAGAGCUGGAUUUCAGCCAUGUAAAACAUAAGCAAAUAGAUUUGUGGAUGAGCGUUUUGCAGUGGAAAAAAUACUGAAGUAAGAAACCAGCAGUCUAAAAUGGGACAGUUACAUCUAUAAAUAAUUAGGCAGAGUUCUGCUAAUUCCUCAUGCAUAUAAUCACAGUGACUGUUCCUGCAAGUAAAGAAAGCAGCCUCAAAUGUAGUGUCUGAAAUGGAUUUUUUUUUUUCCUUUUAAUGAAUGACCAAUUUUGUUUCAGCACCUAUUUUAGCGUGUUAUCUUAAGUAGUAAAUCUCUUCCAUCUUGUUAUUUAGAAAUCUGAUUUCAUCUUUAUGAUGUUUAAAAUAUCCUACUAAGCAUGAUGUUUUUGUGGGAAUUUGCAAAAGUUCAAUAGCACUCGUUACUUGUUUGCAGCAGAAAUAGACUCAUUUGUUAAAAACUAACAAGAAAAGUUUGAAAUGUAAAGAUGUUUCAUUAUUGUGCUUUUCUGACGGAACGUGUAAUCCUUGUGUAAUUUAUGUCCUCGGAAUAACACCUGUAUGUACACUCUUUCAUAUUUAAUAGAAUAAAACAUUGUUGUAAAAACA